CAGGGAUCGCAAUUGGUCGAUCUGCCUCUUUGAAAUCCCAGGUCUACCUGGUAGGGGGGCCCAGCAGGAUUUCAAGGGGCUCAAUGAUGCUGACCGAACGAACGAACGACUGACUUGCUUAAUGCGACGCUGUUCGGUAGAACAUGGGGUAGGCAGUAUUUAAAGGAGCUGGUCGCCCAUGUGAUGUAUUCGAGAUGGAGCUCUGUAACCAUCCUCACUGUCGUUAAGUCCAAUUGCAAAAAUGCGUGCCCAAUUCAUUCUUUCGGCUUUGCCAAUUCUAGGCGCACAAGGCGCGCGUAUCCUUCAAUCGAACGACGAUGGCUGGGCGGAGCUGUACAUUCGCUCUCUAAACGGCGCGCUCAACGCUGCCGGUCACGAUGUCGUUCUCUCCGCGCCUGCUGACAAUGGCUCUGGUACAGGAUCAUCCGACAAGGAGCCCUCUCCGCGCACCGACCCCUGCGAAUACGACAGCUGCCCCGCCAACAGCGGCCCCGUCGGCAGCAACGCGACGAACCCGCGCCUGAACUGGGUGAACUCCUUCCCCGUGACCUCCGUCCGCUACGGCAUCGACACCUUCGCCCCCCAGAUCUGGAACGGCCAGGGCCCCGAGCUCGUCGUCUCCGGCCCGAACGUCGGCAGCAACCUCUGGCUCGCCGUCCCGUUCUCCGGAACCGUCGGCGUCGCAGUCUACUCGAGCCACGAGGCCGGCAUCCCGGCUAUCGCGUUCUCGGGCGCCUCCGACGGCAACCUCGCGUUCAAUACCAGCCCGGUCCCGGCAAGGAGCACCGUGUACGCGCAGCUCGCGACGCAGUUCACGAAUGCGGUUUUGGCUGCUGGGGCGCCUUAUCUCCCCGAGGAUGUCUGGUUGAAUGUAAAUUUCCCGAAGGUCGAGGGCGAUUGCACGGAUCCGGCGAAGUUCAAGUGGGUGCUGAGCCGUAUCAACCCUGGUGUAUUCUCCGACAAGGACGUCGAGACUUGUGGCAGUGAUCGGUUACCGACUGAGAAUAGUGUGAUUAAUGCAGGUGGCUGCCGGAUUUCGGUUAGUGUGGGCGAUUCGACGGACAAGACGACAGCGCCGGCUGAGAAGCAGGCGGUUGUGCUGCAGAAGUUGGGGGGCUUGUUGAGUUGCUUGGAUUAAGGAUCUGUACCCUGUGAAAAUUAGUAUCUUCC
Molecule: messenger RNA, 1170 nt
Organism: Hypoxylon fragiforme
Lineage: Eukaryota; Fungi; Ascomycota; Sordariomycetes; Xylariales; Hypoxylaceae
Product: sure-like protein
Exons: 2
Coding region: 242-1138 (298 amino acids)
Molecular function (GO): nucleotidase activity
Source: RefSeq, a predicted model, not a curated record